This is a messenger RNA of Lingula anatina, 1494 nucleotides long. Its product is annotated as UDP-glucuronosyltransferase 2B1. Gene Ontology annotation, molecular function: UDP-glycosyltransferase activity. The record is from RefSeq and is a predicted model, not a curated record. NCBI's taxonomy places the organism in Eukaryota, Metazoa, Brachiopoda, Lingulata, Lingulida, Lingulidae.
AUGCCAGGCAUAGGCAAGAGUGUCACCUUGGUUUUCCAUAACCUGGCCAAAGAACUGCACAAACGCGGACACCAAGUUUACGUCAUUGUCGGCUCAAAUUUCCCCAUCCCCGACUCCACCAAGGACGGCAGUGUCAAUUACCUGACGUUCAAAACGGACAAGGAGUAUAUUCUGGGUUCGGAGGAGUUUCAGAGGAAUGACGUCAAAGAUAUGAUACAAAGUGACGGGGAUAUGGUGACGAAUUUCCGGUUGGUGAGAACUGCGGCUGAGUUUUUCACGUCCCAAUGUGCAGAAAUGUUGGAGGACCAGGAACUAUUCGUUAAACUUUCGUCGUUCAAUUUUGACGUGGCUGUGAUAGGGGCGUACCCAUUUCUUGCUAACUGCCAGAUUCUGCCUUACAAACUGGACUUGCCUGUAAUCAGUAUUACGUCAUUCACCUCGUUACUAGGUCAGGCAGGGUUGCCUCUUCUCCCAUCUGUUGUACCUUCCUUGUUCACGACCUUCACUGAACACAUGGACUUCAUGGAACGUGUUCAGAACUUUGUCAUCACACUGGUUUCUAACUUUAUAUUUACACCCUCAAUACCUGCGGAGUUGGUGCAGAGACACGUGCCCCAUAAGCCAAUAAAGACAUUCAACGAAUUUCUGAGAGACAGUAUACUUUGGCUGGUGAUAAGCGUGAAUCCUGCCCUAGAACCGAUCCCUACCCUUCCCAAUGUGAUCCUACUUGGCGGCAUGGGUGUGAAGCAACCUGCACCUUUGCCAGACCAUCUGGAAGCGUUUGUACAGAAAUUCAAAUCCCAGGGAGUAGUGGUAGUUUCGUUUGGCUCUGUCGUAAAGUAUUUACCUACAGAAAUCAGCAAAAGAUUCCUGAGUGUGUUCAGCAAGCUGAAAUAUGGAGUCGUAUGGCGUUACAGUGGAGAAGACUUGGGGGAAAUACCGCCCAAUAUCAAACUGAUGUCUUGGUUACCACAAAGCGAUCUUCUGGCACAUGAGAGCGUGAAAGUAUUCCUGUCCCACUGUGGCAACGCCGGUUCGUACGAGGCGCUGUUUAACGGCGUCCCAGUAUUGGCAAUGCCAAUCGCCGGAGAUCAGCCCCACAACGCUGAGCGACUCGUUAAGAGAGGGUUGGCUAUAAAGAUGUCCGUUGCAACGUUCUCUCCUGGCGAGCUCCUGGAAAAUAUCAACAUUUUGGCCUCAAAUUCCACAUAUCAGAGCAACGCCAAAAGAUAUGCCCGGAUAUUACGGGACUAUCCCAUGAGUCUCGUGGAUCAGGCGGUCUACUGGAUUGAACACGUGGUCAGGUUCGGGGGCUCACAUUUACAGUCACCGGGGGCACAGUUGCCAUGGUACAUAUUCUAUAGCCUCGACGUCAUAGGUUUUCUUUUAAGUGUGGUCGUCUUAGGUGUCUAUUGCAUCAAGAUUCUUUGUAGAGCAUGCAGGAGGAAGUGUGAUCAGAAUCCAGCAACAGGCGGCGACAAGAAGAAACAAUGA